Messenger RNA from Sardina pilchardus (European sardine), 1185 nucleotides. RefSeq names its product tachykinin receptor 2 (gene tacr2). Gene Ontology annotation, biological process: positive regulation of flagellated sperm motility; G protein-coupled receptor signaling pathway. Gene Ontology annotation, molecular function: substance K receptor activity. The coding region runs from base 1 to 1185 and encodes 394 amino acids. The record is from RefSeq and is a predicted model, not a curated record. Gene Ontology annotation, cellular component: plasma membrane; sperm midpiece. The transcript has 5 exons. Lineage: Eukaryota; Metazoa; Chordata; Actinopteri; Clupeiformes; Clupeidae.
AUGGAUACAACUUCAAUUCCCCUCUUGGCUACAACUAUUUUUUACGAGGAUGAUGUCAAUAACACCACCGUAAAUCUCUUUGAACAGCCAGAUUGGCAAGUGGCACUUUGGGCGAUUGCAUACUCGCUAAUUGUGAUCGUGUCAGUCAUUGGAAACGUUACUGUCAUUUGGAUAAUCUUGGCGCACAAAAGAAUGAGGACAGUAACCAACUAUUUUAUUGUCAACCUGGCAUUUUCGGACGUGUCCAUGGCAACUUUCAACACUGCGUUUAAUUUUGUGUAUGCUUUGCAUAACGAUUGGUACUUUGGGUUAGGAUACUGCAAAUUUCAUAACUUCUUCCCCAUCACUGCCAUGUUUUCCAGCAUAUACUCAAUGGCAGCAAUAGCCGUUGACAGGUACAUGGCCAUUAUCCACCCGCUGAAGCCCAGGCUGUCCUCCACCAGCACGCGGAUAGUGGUGGCGGUCAUCUGGACCGUGGCGUGCUCCUUGGCCUUCCCCCAGUGCUUCUUCGCCAGAACCGAGUUCUACGCCCCGCGCACCGUCUGCAUGGUGGAGUGGCCCGACGACUACGGAGGCGUCCACCAGCUCAUAUACCAAUCAGCAGUCAUCAUCCUGAUCUACUUGCUCCCCCUGCUGGUGAUGCUGGUGACCUACAGUCUGGUUGGCCACCGGCUGUGGGGCAGUGAGAUCCCAGGAGAAGCGUCUGAUCAUUACCAAAACCAAAUUCAGGCAAAGCGCAAGGUGGUGAAGAUGAUGAUCGUGGUGGUGGUGACGUUUGCGACCUGCUGGCUGCCCUAUCACAUCUACUUCAUCCUGGGCAGCUUCAACCGGGACAUCUACAAGCAGCACUACAUCCAGCAGGUCUACCUGGCCAUCUUCUGGCUGGCCAUGAGCUCCACCAUGUACAACCCCAUCAUCUACUGCUGCCUCAACCAGAGGUUCCGCUCGGGGUUCCGGCAAGCGUUCCGCUGGUGUCCCUUCGUCAAGGUGUCCGAGGAGGACAACAUGGAGCUGCAGCACAUGCGCACGUUCCACACCACCCGCAGCUACCGCACCGAGAACACCGGCGCCACGGCCCGCAACCACGGCAACGCCCGCAACCACGGCAACGCCCGCAACCACGGCAACGCCCACGCCCACGCCCACGAGCACGAGGACACCGUGGCCAAGCUCAUCAAAGCCUGA